AUGGUCUCAGUUCCGUCCGGUGCCUGGACCCCAUCUAUAAUAGCGCCUGCUCAACCGACAAACAUGACUAAAUCACCCUCUAGCGAGUCCUGCAACCACUCCAGCUCUUCACCUACAAUUAUUAACACCGCUGUCUCUGUUUCCACAACCUCUUCACAUUGCAUCUCUAAUAACCCUUUGGCCUGGUGUCUACCAGUCUCGAGCGCCGUUACGCCUACUGCUUCCUUAUCGCCCAUUCCAUCUGGACCAUUAUCGAGUCAACGCUGGUCGCAACUUUCUGGAAUGGGCAAGCCCGCACCGAACGCGACACAUUUAGCCAGGCCCGUCACAGACAGCUAUGAUGAACCCUGGGACGCCAGACACAUCCGAUUUGUAUCAGAAAUUUCAGGUUAG
Messenger RNA from Protopolystoma xenopodis, 393 nucleotides. NCBI's taxonomy places the organism in Eukaryota, Metazoa, Platyhelminthes, Monogenea, Polystomatidea, Polystomatidae. The record is from the annotation of a GenBank genome assembly.